This is a messenger RNA of Labeo rohita (rohu), 3281 nucleotides long. RefSeq names its product sodium- and chloride-dependent GABA transporter 2. The transcript has 14 exons. Gene Ontology annotation, biological process: sodium ion transmembrane transport. Lineage: Eukaryota; Metazoa; Chordata; Actinopteri; Cypriniformes; Cyprinidae. Gene Ontology annotation, cellular component: membrane. Bases 75 to 1841 code for a protein of 588 amino acids. The record is from RefSeq and is a predicted model, not a curated record.
CUGCAUUACAUCAGCCACCACUGCAGAACUGGUGCAGCCUGGACAUUAGUGAAAACGUGUGAAAACUAAGUGAAAUGGACAGAAUAGAAGGACAGUUAGAGGAGAGAGGGUAUUGGGGCAGUAAAGCAGAGUUUCUUCUGGCUGUGGCAGGGAAUGUUGUUGGUCUGGGUAACGUGUGGAGGUUUCCGUACCUCUGCUACAAGUAUGGAGGAGGGGCGUUUCUGAUACCCUACCUGGUGUUUGUGUUUACCUGUGGGGUUCCUCUGUUCCUGCUAGAGACGGCUAUGGGACAGUACACACAGGAAGGAGGCAUUACAUGUUGGCAUCGGCUCUGUCCACUAGCUGAGGGUAUUGGCUAUGCAGGACAACUGAUUAUUCUGUAUAGCUGCAUGUGUUACAUCAUUAUUCUGGCCUGGGCGCUUUUCUACCUCAUCUUCUCUUUCAGCUCCCAACUGCCAUGGGCCAGCUGUGACAACUCCUGGAAUACAGAUGACUGUGUAAAUCUUGCUGCAAAGAAUCUGACCCUCAACCAGACAAUGCUGAAUAAUUCAACACCUGCAGCUACUGAGUUCUGGGAACGCAGAGUGCUGUCUCUCUCUGGAGGGAUUGAGGAGAUCGGUAAGAUCAACUGGGAGAUUCUUCUGUGUCUUAUUGCAGUGUGGAUCAUAUGUUAUUUCAGCAUCUGGAAAGGAGUCAAAUCUACAGGCAAGGUGGUGUAUUUCACAGCCACAUUUCCUUACGUGAUGCUGCUUGUGUUGCUGAUUCGUGGGUUGACUCUUCCUGGAGCUCUGCAGGGUGUUGUGUUUUACCUGUACCCUGAACCAGCCCGUCUUUCUGACCCACAGGUUUGGUUGGAGGCCGGAGCUCAGAUCUUAUUUUCCUACAGUGUGUCUGUUGGCACUCUCACUGUUUUAGCCAGCUACAAUAAAUACAACAACAACUGCUACAGGGACAGCUUGUGGCUUUGCCUUCUGAACAGUUGCACCAGUUUUGUGGCUGGUUUUGCUGUGUUCUCAGUCUUGGGCUUCAUGGCCCAAGAGCAGGGCGUCCCCAUUGCACAGGUGGCAGAAUCAGGUCCAGGACUAGCGUUCAUAGCUUAUCCACAGGCAGUAGCUAUGAUGCCUCUCCCUCAGUUUUGGGCUGUUUGUUUCUUUAUUAUGAUUAUUUUGCUGGGGCUGGAUACACAGUUUGCUUUAGUGGAAGCCAUCAUGACGUCAGUGAUGGACCUGUUCCCCAUGAUUCUGCGCAGAGCAGGACGGCGAGAAAGUUUCCUCCUGCUUCUCUGUCUCACCUGCAUCUUGGGCCAAUUCAUCAUGGUUACAGAGGGGGGGAUGUAUGUAUUCCAGUUGUUUGACUACUAUGCCUGUAAUGGAGCCUGUGUACUGUUCCUGUCUGUGUUUGAGUCUCUGGCCAUGGGUUGGAUUUUUGGGGCUGAGAGGAUGUUUGACAUCAUUGAAGACAUGACAAAGUCACGACCCAACUACAUGCUCAUGCUGUGCUGGAAAUACCUGACUCCUCUUGUGACCCUGGUGUCUUUUGUUUAUUCUAUGAUGGAGUACAAGCCCCUCACUUUUAACCGCUGGUAUGUGUACCCAGACUGGGCGUAUGCACUAGGCUGGUUACUGGCCCUGUCCUCCAUUCUGCUGGUGCCUGGAUGGGCACUUGGUCGACUGUUUGCUGGGAAAGGGAGUCUGAAACAGCGUUGGCGUCACCUGUGUAGUCCUGAUACAGAGCUUCCUCUCACCUGUAAACGAAGAGCUGAAAUGAAGGAAACUGUUUUCACCACAGAGAUGGAAAACUUAUUUAGGACAGACACGAAUGAACAUGAAAAUGGACACUGAAAGAAAAAAAAUUAUAUUUGUAAGCAAUAUUUUCAUUACUAUUUUGAUAAAUAUUCAUGAAGGAUUUUUUUAGCAACAUUCAGAAACAAGGCCAGAAACUGUUUCCCACUGUCAUUUCCUCUUUAUUCUCACCUGUGCCAUGUUUUUCCGAGUUAGUCUUUCUGCAUUUAGCCCUGUCAGUUUUUGUCCAUUUGGAGCUAGUUGGUAUUGGAUCUUGAUCGCAGUCUUAGUUCUUGUUUUGUGUUGUACAUUUGUGAUUAUUUAUUCAUAAAACGUGCUGCAUUUAAAUCUCUCCCUUGCUAUCUCAGACUAAUUCCAUUACAGAAGACCUAAACCAGUGAUGGAUCCAGCAGUUAAACUCCUGUAUUUAAUUCAAGACACUGUCUCAACUAAACAGGGCGCUUCAAUUCCAGUCCUACAGGGCCAAAAUUCUGCAUACUUUAGUAACAAUCCCAAUUAAACCCAUAUGUCUGAAAUUUGCAAUUAAUUCUGAACAUGCAUGUGUCCAAAAGCUUAGGUAGCUACUUUGCUGCCUCGCUGUCCUAUCAGUCCAUGACUUCACACACAGUGUUUGAGUCCGUGUACACAGUGUACCUCCUGAAACUGAAUUUGGAAGGGCUUCUAAGGCAGCAUAAUGUGAUCUACAAUGAAAUAGAGAGAGCUUUAGUAACAGGCAGACACAUUACUACAAUACUAAUUUUCUUGUUAAAGUGUUGCAUGCCAAAAUUGAUGAAGUUCCAGGUGUGCGUAAUUUAAUGGGUUUGUUUAAUCUUUUCCUUUUUCUUUGCCUACAUGGCAGAAGUGCUUAUUCGCAACACACACAAAACUCUGCAUAGGUUAACUAAUAUCACAAACACUUAUUCUUCUGUUUCUAAUCCUGGCUUGGCCUUCUUCUGUUAGAGCCCUCUACAGUUAGAUCGGUAGAACAACAUGCCUACUUCAGCAUUAAUCACAACAGAUGAAGCAGAGUUUUAUGUAUUUGGGCCAACUUUGCUUUAAAUCACAUUUUAUACUUUAAACCCAUUAUGACUUUAGAACACGUAACUAUUAAAAUGAACUAUAUAAAAUGAAACAGCUCUUUUUCUUAUACAUGAGAAACAUUAAUAUUAAAGGGACUUUAUCAUUCCCAGUAGCACUGUUCUUAACAUUAGAGCAAAAUAGCACAUAAGGUAGUCAGUCUCUAUACUUGAUGCUAAUUUUUCUUGCCACUGUCUUUGCAUGACUUGUAUCUCCUACUUAAUGCAAUCCGCUGGAGUAGACACCAUGAUGUUUGAAGGAUUGCCUCGUCACAAGACAGGCCGCACAUCAAGUACUAAAUGGUUGUAACCUUCAACAUGCUCCAUGCUCUAUACAUAUAAACUUUUUACUGCAACAUCAUAUUUUAGCAAUCUAUGUGUCAAUGUCUGUUUACUAGUACUGUAUGUGUAUUAAAUAAAAGAU